Molecule: messenger RNA, 391 nt
Organism: Schistosoma curassoni
Lineage: Eukaryota; Metazoa; Platyhelminthes; Trematoda; Strigeidida; Schistosomatidae
Source: the annotation of a GenBank genome assembly
GUUUUUGACAAAUCUUAUUAUCAAGAUUCUCUUUUACCAGAAAAUAUGUCAGAUGCAUCAAAUGAUGAUCAAAAACUUAAUACAAUUUUGAUAGAUGCUAAUUACCUUGAUGAUCCAUUAUCUACAAAUAAGAUUCCAAAUAAAUUUGGUCACAACAUUUCAGAAGAAUUAAACUUCGAACACCUCAUAUCAAGUGUCGUUCAGCCUCAAGACUUAGUCACUUUCAGUCAAUUCUCUGUUCAGUGCGAUAAAUAUGUCUUAAACAAAUUCAAGUUAAUUAUAACGUGGGCAUAUGAGGAUCCAACACUGUUUCGUGGGGGAGGAUGGACCUGGAAAACUUAAAAUCCGGAUAUCAACUCCGGAUCUUCUAAAAAGGGGAGGAGUGUUGGGG